This is a messenger RNA of Myxocyprinus asiaticus (Chinese sucker), 10703 nucleotides long. It is a transcript of the gene camsap1a, whose product is annotated as calmodulin regulated spectrin-associated protein 1a. The transcript is spliced from 19 exons. Gene Ontology annotation, biological process: neuron projection development; cytoplasmic microtubule organization; negative regulation of microtubule depolymerization. The record is from RefSeq and is a predicted model, not a curated record. The coding region runs from base 181 to 4587 and encodes 1468 amino acids. Gene Ontology annotation, cellular component: microtubule minus-end. Gene Ontology annotation, molecular function: spectrin binding; microtubule minus-end binding; calmodulin binding. NCBI's taxonomy places the organism in Eukaryota, Metazoa, Chordata, Actinopteri, Cypriniformes, Catostomidae.
UCCUGAAUAUAUCGGCGGCGCGUCCUGCGGUUGUCAUGUAGCGGAGGCCGCGCUGGAUUGGAUUGCGUUGCUGGGCGGGGAGGGGGACUGACCAGACGGCUGAGAGAUCUCUAAUCAAAAGCAUCGGGAAUAUUCGGACAUUUUCAAAGCUGGAUCGUGGAUUUCACGCGGCGUUCAAGGAUGGAUGUAGGAGCAUUGGCAGGUGGGGAUGGUGGCCCGAGAAGAGUGGAUUCAGUUGAGGGGGGCCUUGAAAUUGUUCCUCUGGAAAUGUAUGACUCCGCUCGGGCCAAGAUAGAAGCCAACCUCCGCUGGCUGUUUGCCAAAGCUUACGGCGAAGAGCACAUCCCGACAGACCUGAGGGACCCGUUCUACAUGGAUCAGUACUGUGUGGAGCACAUAAAGCCUCCGGUUCUCUCUCUGCUGCUGUCUUCAGAGCUGUACUGCAGGGUGUGUGGGCUGCUGCUGAAGGGCGACCAAGCGUCUGCGCUCAACUCCCAUCAGGCUGUCAUCCAGACGCUCGCACGGCGGGGAAUAUAUGUCAGAGAAGCCGACGACACGCCCGUUUCCCACAACGACCUCUCUUCCACUCCCAUUAAGAUGAGUUCGCAUAUUCCACUGAUUGACGCUCUGAUGGUGGCGUAUACAGUGGAGAUGAUGGCUAUAGAGAGAGUCAUGACGAGCGUCAAACGCUUCUCAAACUUUUGCGCCUCUAAAGAACUCCCUUUCGACAUGGAGGAUGCCAUGCUCUUCUGGAUUAACAAGGUCAUUUUGAAGAUGAGAGAGCUCUCUGAGAAGGAAUUCAAGAUGAAACAGCCGCUCGUUGAUUCGCCGUGCCAUCAAAAGCCUGAUCUCAUGAAUGCUUUGGCCCAUUGCAUGCUGGAGCCAGUGGAGUUCUCUCGUGUGGUACGUUACCGUAGAGAUCACCUGUCUGGACGUCCUUUCCCUCACCUGGCUGUGAUGGAGGAUUUGAUGAAGGAUGUGUGUGAUGGGGCGGCACUGCUAACGGUCAUCCACUUCUACUGCCCUGAAAUCAUGAGACUAGAUGACAUAUGUCUGAAGGAGGUGCCCUCACUCUCAGAUAGCGUAUAUAAUGUCCAUUUACUACGGGAGUUUUCUAAUGAAUACCUGAACAGGUGUUUUUAUCUGCAUGCCGAAGAUCUGCUCUAUUGCCCACCUGUACUUAAGCAUAACGUGAUGGUUUUCAUCGCUGAGCUGUUUUGGUGGUUUGAAGUUGUGAAGCCAGACUUCGUAAAACCAAGAGACCUACAAGAGAUUAAAGAUGUGAGAGCAUCUCUUCAUCCAAAGAGUGCCCACCCCCAUGUGCCCAUAUCCAAUGCCACCAAGCGUAGCUUCUUAACACCCUCCCCUUCAGCCGAUUCACUGGCGACUGGUGCUUACCUGCAUCCUGAGGAGUCUUUGUCUGUAACUAAAGGAAGCCCCGCCCACAGCCCCUCCCACCCACUUCUCCCACUGCGGCAGAGACAACAGAAGGGGGAGGAGAAUUCAGAGCUCAGGAACAGGUCAAACUCAUUGUCCCGUAUGGAAGGACUGAUGUUUGGAUCACAACUAGCCUGGGCAGAAAGGAAACAAAGACCCAUCUCUCAGAUGGAGAUGGAUUGGGAACGUGUUUGUGGCGAUAACGUCAGCUUGGCUCGUUCUAUUAGUAAGGACAGUUUAGCGUCUAAUGUCAUCUCCUUUACUCCACGACACCAAAUCAAUGGCCAGCCCCUCCCCCAGCCACGUCACUAUGACAACCAGGAGGAAGAGGGGGAGCUUGUGGCUGUCAUUAACCCUGAGGGUGUGGCCGGAUCUAGAGAUGCCCGAUCCGAGAGUUUCUUCUUAGAACCGUUGCAACCUGCGGUUCUUCGACCAAAUAAGGAGAAAACAGGAAUUAGUAAAUGGGAAGAGAGUGGCGAGGGGCAGGCUCAGGCACGCAGGCGAGUGUACACGCCCACAGAAUGCAUGCUCAACCGGACGUUUACUCCUAUCAGUAGCAUAGAGCAAGAAUGCACAAGAACGCAGUCCCCUAACCAAUCUGGAAGCUUCUUCUUGCAUGACAGUGCGGAAUGCAUACGUGAUAGUCCACUCGGACGUUGGGAAGAUAUCGCAUCGGACUCGGAAUUUGAGGAAGAUGAAGAAGUGGAAGAUCAGGAGCGAGACCUUACCAAAUCGCUACUAUUGCAUACUGAGCGGAAGUGUAUAGGCUGUGGAGAUCUAGAGGAGGAGUCUGCAAAGCUGCGAGAGGACGUUUGCGUACGAGAGCGGGACGAUAAGGAAGGCGCGAGUGGCCGGGCCAGUCCAUGCCCUAGCGUGUUAUCUCAGGCCAGCAGCACGUCGACGGGCACUGGACGCAUGACGAGUUUCGCAGAGCGGAGAAGACAUAGAACUGGAUUUCCCGAUGGUUGCUACAGCACGGGCAGCUCUCAAACCACAACUCCUGAUGGGUCUGAAAGCGCCCUCUUCCCAUCAGACAUGAGCCCGAGUACGCCUUUGGGAGGCGCUCGACCCGGUCUCACUUCCGAACUUGUCCACCUUCGUAUGCAACUGGAGGAAAAACGACGCAACAUCGAAAUGCAGAAAAAGAUGAUGGAGACCUUGUCGGCACGCCAACGGCUGCAAUUGGGCAAAGAAGCGUUCCUGCAUGUUGUUAAAAAGGGGAGGGGCGACACACUGCCACACCCACUCAAACAGGAAAUAGGGCCCAAAAUGAAAGCACUAGCGAAGGACGACACAUGUGUGGAAAUUCUUAAAGCCCGAGGCAAAGAGGCAGAGCAGUGCCCAAAUAAAGAAAUAUUGCCCGAGGGUACACCGGUAACACCCUCAGGGGUUGAUAAGGAUAAUCGUUUGAGUGUCUCGAGAGGGGGCGGAGUAUUGGACGAUGUGGGUGGAGAGCCGGAUCUUGGCGAAUGCAGCCGUUCAAUCGAACUUUUAAAUGAAGCAAUUGGAGCAAUUCAGCAACAAAUGACGCAGCUGUCGCUGCAGCAGGACUUACUCAUGAAACAGACUGUUCAGUUGCCUCAAGAACCCUCACAAAUACAUGCAACCAAACCGAACACUGUGUCCUUGUUAACCGAAAGCGUACCAGAGCCGAAUGAGGCUAAGUCCUGCCUUUCCGUGCAUUUCACGGAAACCAUUUCCACUGCAACAAAGCGACCUCCAAGACUUAGCUCGAGUCGUGUGCCUCGGACAAAACCUACCGACCUUAAACUGAGCAAGGAUGCCAACAGCCGCCCAAAAGGAAGCAUUCCAACCCCUAGUGGUGACCCCAGGCCCUCACCGGGAGGCAGGACCCCCCGGGCUGAGAACGAAGAAGAAGGUGGGGCUAAAGAGGGUGGGCGUUGCUCAAAAGGAAUCAUUCGAAAUACCACAUUCAAACUGCAUGACUCUGCAAAUCGCCUUGCUGAGAGUCUCGACUUGCCCCAAACUGAACUCCCUGCAGUGGAACCUACACCUGUGGAUGUGACCCGGGAGAGGACCGAGUCUAGUGGCUCUGGAAAAGAGAAUGUUCCGGUACCGUCUGAAGAAAACAAAACCAAAGCUCAACUGAUUGAGGUGGACCUAUCUGACCUGGCUGACCCUUCUGAAACUAGCACAGAACCUGAUGGUGAACAGAAGUCUGGACUGGGCUUCUUUUUUAAGGAUGAUCCAAAAGCAGAGGACGAGUUAGCUAAGAAGAGAGCGGCAUUCCUACUGAAACAGCAACGUAAGGCCGAAGAGGCACGAAUACGCAAACAGCAGCUGGAGGCGGAGUCAGAACUCAAGCGAGAUGAAGCCAGACGGAAAGCAGAUGAAGGUCGUGUGCGUAAAGAGGAAGAGAAGGCUCGCAGAGAGCUGAUCAAACAGGAGUACCUGCGCAGGAAACAGCAAGAACUUCUGGAAGAACAGGGCGUAACCAAGCCACGCCCACGUAACAGGAGAUCACGCCCCAAAUCACUACAUCGUGCUGAAUCCUCCUGUUCUACGCCGGUAAGUCUGUGUUCUGCUCCCUCGGGAUCAUCUCUCUCAUUGGCUUCUGUUGCUACUGAAGGUGAUAGUGUCGCAUCAGGAGGGGCCAGUUCACACAGGGGGGAGUCAGUGGAAUCUUUUCCCAUAUUGAGCCGGAAUGCGAGUAGGAACAUGGAGCGUGACUGGGACAAUGGAUCGACGGCUUCGUCCAUCAAUUCUGUAGCAGAAUACAAUGGGCCCAGGUUAUUCAAGGAGCCUAGCGCUAAGUCCAACAAACCCAUUAUCCAGAAUGCCAUUUCUCACUGCUGUCUGGCGGGAAAAGUCAACGAAGCCCAGAAGAAUGCCAUUCUAGAGGAAAUCGAACGUUGUGAGUCCAACCACCUGAUAAUCCUUUUCCGUGAUGGUGGAUGUCAGUUCAGAGCGCUGUACUCAUAUUCCCCCGAAACGGAGGAGAUCCUCAAACUGAAAGGCACCGGGCCACGAGCCAUCAGUCGCAAAAUGAUCGACAGACUCUACAAAUACAGCUCCGACCGCAAACAAUUCACUGUCAUUCCUGCAAAAUCCGUGUCUGUCAGCGUAGACGCUCUCACCAUCCAUGGCCACUUGUGGCAGGCCAAACGGCCGAGCUCCAAGAGAAAAUAAUAAACCAGUUCCUAUCGGCUUAUUGGAUCGCUCCGCUGCUUUCUGAUUGGCUACUGGGCUAUAUUCCAGUCUCCAAAUGAAUUUAAUUGCUCUUGAACUGCUCUUGCUGAUGAGCAGGCCUCCGAUCUCCUAUUGGUCAAUGAGCUUCUUCAUGUCCCGUUUCCUACUGGAUUCCUGCUUUCCUAUUGGAUCACCAGCUGCUGCACUUCGAUUGGCCACUGCGCUGUGACAUAGCAGAGCUGAGGAGAUCCAGAAUGGGUGGAGCCUGUGUUUGACUGACAGAGUAAAUGAAUGUGUUUUAGAAUUAUUUCUUUGUUCAGUGUUUUUAGGCAGAAAACUGCAUGUGGCACUUUUCUGUUGGGAGGAAGUUUGAUUUUACCGUAGUAUUAAUUUACACACGUACAUAGAUUACACUUCCACUACUUGAAUUAUGAUUUAUGUAAACACUCUGGCACGUUGCUAUUGUUACAAAUGCAUCCUGUGUUUUAGGUUUCUCAUACCUCUCCAUAUGCUGCUGUUCAUAGGCAGAGAUGGGCACAAAUACAUCAAAAAGCUCAUCAAAUGUAUUAAAAUAAAAUACAAAAUAUUGGUGUGAGAAAAUGUAUUUAAUUAAAAUACAAGUAAUUUGUCAUUUGAAAAUACAAAAAUACAUACAAAAUUAUCUGUAACACUAUUUUAGGCAUUUAGCAGAUGCCUUUUUCAGAAGUGAUUUACAAUAAGUGUAAUCUAAUUUCCUAAAUCUCUAACUUUACAGGCAGUCAUUUGAAGAAGUACAAGAGACAAUGAACAGUGCCAUUACAGUUAGUAAGAUACAAAACAUUCAGUAUAAGAGAAAGAGAAGUGCUUUCCCCUCCUUAAACAACUUCUAAAACAUAUUCUCCUUCAUGUACCCCCUUACACUACAAUCCUUCCAUUACAGUUUAGUUGUUUUUUAGCACAACUAACUUCUCCAACAGUUUAGCGGUUAGUCGCCUUCUGUGAGGGCAGUAAACCAUGCCUACAAAGGAAAAGAGAUGCUCAACUGGCACUGAUGAUGGCAAAGUGGUGUUGAAUCUCACAAAGAGUAGCUUGAUCUGUGGAUAUGAAUCCAGUGAAGACAGGUCCUUCCCGGGGUCCUCCAGGAAGUGAAGGGUCUCCAACUAUGCUUUGCUGUUGCUUGGUAACAUCUCUCUACCCACCUCACUGUCACUUCCUGUUGUUGGGAUUGGAGACAGUAGACGCAGACAGUGAAACAAGGAAUUUUCCAUUUAACACAAAAAUGUAAAAACAAAUGACACAUUGAUGAAUUUUCAUUUAUGAUGAUUAACUCCUGAAAUUGCAGUUUGCGCUACGGACAUUCUGAAGUGGAAGUAAUUUAGCCUUACCGUGGUCAAAGAAGAUGAAGAAGUCAUCCUCCUUCUCUUCAGUGGUGUUUGAUGAAGCAGUGUCACUUUCUGACAGAAGACCAAGCUCUUCAGCUGAGUGCAGAAUGAGUUGAUGUGUCCUCUUCUCUCCAGUUAGUUUGGGAGGCAACCACCUCAUCUUGAAAAAUGGGUAGGAUGCUGUAGCGAGGUUGGCUUCAUUGACAUCAGUCUUCAGCUGUAAGAAGCUAUUGAACCUUUUCUCAAAGCCAGCUAUGGUGGCUUGCAAAAUAUGUGAGCAGUACCGCAGGUUUGAGGCUUGCAGGUCAUGUAGUUUAGCCUGAACAGCAAAGAGGGUAGGUAGGAGGUCACCAUAGUAGCAUGAGGUCUGACAUUGAAGGUGGUCAAUAGCAAUAGCAAUGGGCUUGAGGACUCUGCAAUAUUCCUCCAUGAAAUCAAGUCCUUCUACUUUGAAUGGUGGGAGUUGCAAAGCGGCAUGAUCUCAGGAAGCUUCUCCUGAAGAGAUGUCAGCUGACUCAAACAGUCAUAAAGAGAAUUCCACCUACAAAUGCAGGGUGACUUGAGUUGCUGGUCGGUCAAUUCAUUGAGUAUUUCAGCAGAUUUUGGUCUGCCAGAAGCACUCCAUAGGGCUGAGCACUUUGCCACUGAUGAAUGAUUCAGCUUAGAGAGAGUUUGAUUGUCUUUAAUUGAUUUUUUGGCAUCAGUGGUUGAAACCAAACUCAGUGUGUGUGUGGCACAUCUGAUGUGGGGUGGUAGAAUGAUGGCACACUCUGACACUUCUUCUCCCUCUGGAUCUAUUGUAAUGUAUGAAAGAUCAUGUUCCUGCUCUUCAGUCUCAUCUUGUUCCUCUGAAACAACUGUGAUACUGAACUCUUCAAAUGCCUUUGCGAAGUUGGAUGCAUUGUUAUUUACAGUAGCCACAAUAGUGUCAGUUGUUAGUCCAUAUUCUGUAUGGAUUUCCUCUAGACGUUCUGCAAUGCGAUUAUAGGUAUGUGGACUGGGGAAACACCUGCAAGCAAGAGCAGCUGAUUCCAAUGCACAGUAACUCCCAUGUAACUACUUUAUUUUGUUGACCAGAUGUCAGCAGUGGUGCAUACAUAUUAUAUGUUCUUAAGUCUCUCCUUUAAGUUUGUUGUUAAGUACUAAAAUCAUCAUCAAUUCUUCUUCUGAGUGUUCUCCUUGACAUUACAUUAGCACCUUGGCAAUGGCCCUGUGCUAAUUCUAUGAAUUCUUUGAACAGUGGCCAAUGGGUACAUGCGUUUAGUAACAAAGGAUGUUACAAGAGAGUCAACUUUAUUUUGUGUCACUGCCACUAGUACAUGCUCAAAAAGAUGAGUUUGUAUGAGGCCAUGGGUUUCUUAUGUUCUCCACUGGCAAACUCUUUUUAUGUUCCUCAAAUUCCUUUUGUUUUUCAGGGAGCCCUCGUUUCAAUUGGGUUUUAAAAUUUGAUGUCGCUGCAAGAGAGCCACAUAUAAUGACCUUUUUAUUUGUGCACAGCUGACAUUCAGCCUCUAUCUUUCCAUUUGGAAUCUGAUUCACUAUUUUAAAGUAUUUGCCAUCUAGCAUCGCUUACUUGAGUACCGGUGUAGCUUCCUCUGUAGAUGUGGCAACCUGGCAAGGCUUGGACUUAAAACUAAAGAAAACAAAUGAUUAAUUAGAUUACCAGUUGCAAUGUAAUACCCACAGAAUUCAAAAAGCACUACCAACUUACAUAAGAAGACACUAAAGAAUUAUUGAUAUGGAAGCAUUAGCCAGGAUGGAGUCAAUUCACUUUCAGUUUUAUUUUUAUAAAUAAAAAUACUUUUUUUUUUUUAUCCCCUUUUCUCCCAGUUUGGAAUGCCCAAUUCCCACUACUUAGUAGGUCCUUGUGGUGGCGCAUUUACUCACCUCAAUCCGGGUGGCGGAGGACAAGUCUCAGUUGCCUCCACUUCUGAGACCGUCAAUCCGCACAUCUUAUCACAUGGCUCGUUGUGCAUGACACCACGGAGACGCCGCAUGUGGAGGCUCAUGCUACUCCCUGCGAUCCACGCAUAAAUGACCAGGUGCCCCAUUGAGGGCGAGAACCACUAAUCGCAACCACGAGGAGGUUACCCCGUGUGACUCUACCCUCCCAAGCAACCGGGCCAAUUUGGUUGAUUAGGAGACCUGGCUGGAGUCACUCAGCACACUCUGGAUUCGAAGUCGCAACUCCAGGGAUGGUAGUCAGCGUCAAUACACGCUGAGCUACCCAGGCCCCCCAUUUUCAGUUUGAUUAAUUAUUCUUCAUAAGUCAUAUUGUAAAACUUUUCAUUUGAAAAAAGACACACAAAACUGACCUUCCAGAGACAGAAAUCUCAGUAAUAAAAAACGUUAUCCUUAUCCUCAAGAGAAUGGCGCAUGCUAUUUCGCUGACAACAAUGAAUAUUAACUGCUAUAAAAACGCCAAAAUUUAGCUAUUAAAAAGUUAAUUUUGUCCAUAGGAACAAAAGUAGCUAAGUUAGCUAGCAAGCUAACAUCACUUGCAAGCUAGCAUGUAAAUUCACAAGUUCUAAAGCAGCACAGCUAUUUGCUAAUUGCUCUAUUCUUCUGUCCUAUAAUGACAUUCAGUGAGCAAUAUCUGAUAGUAUAUUUUACUACAUACUUUACCUUAAGGCAAUUUGCACCGAAGCAGCUUCUUUCCUUGGGUUACUGGUCAUGAGGAAAACAAACAGUUCACAACGAGCGCACGUGAUUUACUUGCAUCUAGCCAAAAACUGCGAUAGGCUAUAUUUAGUAGUCCUAUUAAGCCUGGUGAUGAAAGCUCUUGUCUUAUUUGAGAAUAAAAUGACAUAUUUGAUUAAGUAUUUUAAGUAUUUUAAAUACACAAAAUACAAUCUCUCAAAGUAUUUUGUUACAAAUUACAUCUGAUUAUUUUCCGUCCAGCAAAAUACAAAUUACAAAAUACUCAAAAGUAAUUAAAUACGUAUUUUAAAUACAUUUAAUUGAAAUACUGCCCAUCUCUGUUUAUAGGUGAUGCUCUUUUUUAAGGCCCAAACAUACUCUAUGUAAGUACGUGAACGCAGACGCACCGUGCUACGCAAGCUUGAUUUCAUGCGUCGUUGCAUUGUGAAAUGUGUCAGCUCUCAAUUCAUAACACAACGCAAGUACGCGCUGUAUUCUCAGCGUUGCCACAAGGGGUGCUAGAGCAGAUUUUCUUCUUUCAAUCAACAACUGUCAUGGCGGACUGAGGCAGCAAUUUGAGUUAAACCUUUUUGAAAAAAUAAAUACAACUUUUUGUCCCCAGUCCAUUCAAACUAACUUGUUUUUCUCCGUGUCUCUCCCCACUCCUCAACUAUCGACUCAUCUACCACAUCCGGGCUGCAUCCGAAAACGUAGGCAGCUGACUUGUCGCCUAAUCAGUUAAUGUCUUAACUGACAGCUAUUUUGAAUGAAUGGAACUUUUAAGGAACUGGUCUCUGAACAGUUUGAAAAGCACCUUAUUUUCAUCCUGCCGUAUACAGCCUCCGAAGGCAGCAUUUUCCUGGUUUCGGACGCAGCACCGGUUUUGUGGUCAUGCCUAAAAAAAUCUAUUGCCCCUUGUGGUCUGAGGUUUGUAACUGCCAGAGCAACGCAAGAGCGCACCUAAUGUAUGUACAAUGGGACCACGCGUUGGCCAAGCACUCACGUCUGCGUUUGCGUACUUGCGUGAAGUAUGUUUCCGCUUUAACAAUGCAAUCUGUUGAACAACAUAAAAAGGGAUGUGUGUGUGUGUGUGUGUGUGUGUGUGUGUGUGUGUGUAGAUGUUGACUUUAAAGAGUGUCCUGCUUUUCAAUGCCAUAGUUUUAAAAUGUUUUAUCAUAAUAAUGGUUCUGUAUUAUCCAUUUAUUUAUUUAUUUUUAUUUUCUCCCGUUUUUUACCCAAUGUGGAAUGCCCAAUUCCCAAUGCGCUCUAAGUCCUCGUGGUGACCUAGUGACUCGCCUCAAUCCGGGUGGCGGAGGACGAAUCUCAGUUGCCUCCGUGUCUGAGACCGUCAAUCCGCGCAUCUUAUCAUGUGGCUUGUUGAGCGUGUUACCGCGGAGACAUAGCACGUUUGGAGGAUUCACGCUAUUCUCCGAGGCAUCCAUGCACAACUCGCCACGCGCUCCACCGAGAGCGAGAACCACACAUUAUAGUGACCACGAGGAGGUUACCCCAUGUGACUCUACCCUCCCUAGCAACCGGGCCAAUUUGGUUGCUUAGGAGACCUGGCUGGAGUCACUCAGCACACCCUGGAUUCCAACUCGUGACUCCAGGGGUGAUAGUCAGCGUCUUUACUCGCUGAGCUACCCAGACCCCGUAUUAUCCAUUACUUUGUCUUUUUUGUGUAUUCACACUGGCUGCUGACAGUAUUAAUGUACUUUUUUGUAAUUAUUCACUAAGGAACCCGAUUGUCGUGGAAACACAUUGCCACUGAGUGUGUGUGUGUGUGUGUGUGUGUGUGUGUGUGUGCGUUCAGUAAAGAAUGUAUGCACUCCAGGGACUCCUGUGAGCAGGGCUUUCUCUUGUAUAUGUUUGGAUUGUACAAAAUUUUGCUUUAUCUUUUUCUUUAUUAUUAUUUACCAUAGAUUUAUUUUAAAGAGGAACACUGAGAUUUAAUAAAUUAUACAAGCAAAUCUGUGUUGUGUCUUCGGUUUGGAGCAAUUUUACCAAAUAUAUUUUAAUUUCACCUGUUGUUCUUACGUGUUCAUGAAAACUUAUGAAAAAUAUUUAUGAAAAAAAUGAGUUGCUUGUUUUGACCUGUUAGAGGACAGCAAGAAA